AUGUACACAGCAUUCAUAUUUUAUUUGGUUUCAUCAAUAUUCGAUUCAUGGUCAUAUACAGACAGUUACGAAGUUGCCCGCAAGAGGUCCAUAAAGGCGGAGGAAGAGUCCGACCUUACAUCGGAAGCAGAGACAUCGCAAAAAAGAAUACGGCGACCUCCGACAUUUUUCGAUGACUACCUCACUGACAGCAGCGAUGAGGAGGGAGUAACUGAAGAACCACCUCCAGAAGGUGACAUUGAAUUUCUCGCUGAGCCCCCACCGCCACCACCUCUUCAAAGAAAAAGUGGAGCACAUUGUGGAGGAGCAGGCCAAACUGAUGGUGAUGACUUGGUGUUGCCCAAAGGAAGACCAAAAAGUGCAUCUUCUUUGAACUGCUCUGCUGAACCUUCAAGAAAUGCUUUGGUCACAGUUCUUAGGGAACUUGAGUGUAUUAAGGCACAGUUGACAAGCAUGGCUACAAUGUUGGCCAGAAUACAGAUGCAUGUGAAUGCUGAUGACCCUACUGCCAUGGCUGGUCCAGUCCAUCCAGAAGACCUUCCAGUCUAUCCAGUGAAGACAAGAGAGGAAUUUGCCUUCCUGGAGGCUAGCUUAAAAAAUGAAGCCAUUUUUGCAAAGCUAGUGAAAGAGCUUGGCCAAAUUGGAGGUAGAGAUGUAGCCUCUACAACAAAAACGGUGUUUAAGAAACUUGUCGGAGAUGAAGUUGCCGUCUUCUACAACAGAACCGGGCGAAACGGAAAGCAAGAAGCCGGGAAACUGAAGAUCUUUAGCCUGAUCUAUGCUGCUGUACGUGUAACCCGCAAAACUGCAACAGACGACGAGAUGGGCCGCGCCAUUGGUGAUUGGCUGCGCUUCGCCAACGUCCGGCUCCGUGCUCAAGGUUCAUUUGGCCCCAUCGACAAGCGCUGCACCAACAAGCUCAGCUCCGGGUCGUCACAAGCCAGAAAAGUCGAAAACAUCCCAUCGACAGAAACUGUGGUUUGACUUGGGAAGAUGAAAAUCAGUUUGUUUCAAUUUUUUUUUUUCUGUCUAGUCCUGUUCUAGACUUUCUUCAGCCUAUUUCAUAUUCUAUUGUCAUAUUUUACUUUUUAAAGUGGCAAUAAGGCUAUUUAAUGUCUCGACUUCUGUUCUAGUCUAGUGACAGGCUUUACUGUGGUUUGACUUGGGAAGAUGAAAGUCUGUUUGUUUUAAUUUUUUUUUUCUGUCUAGUCCUGUUCUAGAGUUUCUUCAGCCUAUUUCAUAUUCUAUUGUCAUAUUUUACUUUUUAAAGCGGCAAUAGGCCUAUUUAAUGUCUCGACUUCUGUUCUAGUCUAGUGACAGGCUUUAGUCAGUCCUUUCCGGCUUUUCUUUAAUACGAUACCGUUUUAGUAAUCAAGUUUUUCUAACUGCUUCUACACAUGGCAAUUGUAUAUAGUGCCAGCUGGACAUAAAAGGAUUAGAGAGAGAUAAGAAAGACACACCGUUGGACUAGCAACUGUUUAAUCAGAUCAUCUUUUUCUUCAUCUACGUUGAGUUUCUCUUCUUUUUUAUCUACACUGCAUUUGAUUUAAUUGAGGAGUUCCUUUUCUUCUAGUCUUAUACUCGAGCGUCUCCUCGUCUUCCAUUUGUCCACCAUGGGUGCGGCCCCUCUAAGAUACUCACCUUCCUUGUGGUGUAGUGCGAUGGAAGGUAUACCCACACACUUGUCCGCUUUUGCGUCAAUAGCAAAGGCCUCCAGGAUUUCUCGAGUGAACUUGUGGCGGUUUCUUGCCAGGAUGUUUAGGCUAGAAAAGUCUGGUACACACAGGCACAUAUGACAAUGGGCAGGUAGGUGCUCUGCACGCUGUGGUGGCCUUCACCGAAGCUGCAUGUUCUCUCGUCUAGUCACUGAUGCACCUUCCCUUCUGUCCAAUGUAACAUUGACUACAUGACAUGGGAUUUGGUGCACAACCUCCUUCUCACAUUUGGUGUACUUGGCAGUUCAUUUUCUCCUUGUUGGCCCUCUUGUUUACAUGAUGAAAAAUUGCACACAAAGAGACAAGGGAAAAACACAGAAGUCAGAGAGGCGCAUACUCGCAACUCUGGUAUAUUAAGUGAAGAAAGAAAAGAUGAAGCACGAUUCAUGACGGGGGACAUCAACACCAGGGGGUAAACAGUUCAGUCAUAGUGAGGUGUUCGCAAAAAGGCAACUUCUUUUUCGCUCAAAGCAACCGACGGCUGACUAACGCAGAGAUCGGUCAGACUCAAGAUGGUGAACGCAUCGAGCACCUCGCGCGUUUGUUUAUCAUUAAAGUGCCCAAUGAUUGAGAUUUUUUUCUAAAGAUGGUGUGCAGAUAGAGGUCUUACAAUGCACCAAAAGGUUGACCUCAUACAGUUUAUGAUCGUGCUCUCGCAGCCAGUCAUUCAAACACUUUCUAGUCUGUCCGACAUAGCAUCUUCCACAGGGAAGAGGAAUGCUGUACACUACGCUCAAUGAACGAGGAGUGAAAGGCUGCACAUGUUUUUUGUGGCGCGUGUCUUUUUCGCUUUGGCGCAAACCUUAGAACAAAUUUGUCACAUCUUUUUAGAGGCUGAUAAUACUACGGGCACACCAUACCUACUUACCACUUGUUUUAGAUUAUGCGAUAUCUUGUGUAGAUACAAUCUAAAACAAGUGGCAAGUAGGUGUGCUGUGCCCACAGUAAUAUCAGCCCCUAAAAAAAUAUGACAAAUUUGUUUAAGGUCUGCGCCAAAGAGAACAAAUUAUAAAAAACACGUGCCACAAAAAACAUGUGCAGCCUUUUUUUUCCUGUUCAUCGAGCGUUGUAUACAGCAUUCCUCUUUCCUGUGGAAGAUGCUAUGUCGGACAGACUAGACAGUGUUCGAAUGACUGGCUGCGAGAGCACAAUCAUAAACUGUAUGAGGUCAACCUUUUGGUGCAUUGUAAGACCUCUAUCUGCACACCAUCUUUAGAAAAAACCUCAAUCAUUGGGCGCUUUAAUGAAAAACAAACGCGCGAGGUGCUCAGGGCGUUCACCAUCUUGAGUCUGGCCGAUCGCUGCGUUAGUCAGCCGUCGGUUGCAUGAGCGAAAGAGAACUUGCCUUUUUGCGAAUAUUCCUCUGCGACUGAACUCUUAACCCCCUGGUGUCGAUGUCCCCUGUCAUGAAUCGUGCUGUCUGUCUUCUGUGUUCCUUCCUCGUCUCUUUGUGUGCAACUUUCCAUCAUGUAAACAAAGGGACCAACAAGGAGAAGACAAACUGCAAGGUAUCUCACGAGACCAAGCACACCGAAUGUGAGAAGGAGGUUGUGUACCAAAUCCCACUGUCAUGUGGUCAAUGUUACAUUGGACAGACGGGAAGGUGCAUCGGUGACCAGACUAGGGAACAUGCAGCUUCGGUGAAGGCCACCACUGCAGCAGGGGACCUACCCGCCCAUUGUCACAUGUGCCGGUGUGUACCAGAGUUUUCUAGCCUAACCAUCCUAGCAAGAAACCGCCACAAGUUCACUCGAGAAAU
Ixodes scapularis (black-legged tick) is the source of this 3474-nucleotide messenger RNA. RefSeq lists its product as uncharacterized. The record is from RefSeq and is a predicted model, not a curated record. NCBI's taxonomy places the organism in Eukaryota, Metazoa, Arthropoda, Arachnida, Ixodida, Ixodidae. The coding region runs from base 1 to 984 and encodes 327 amino acids. The transcript is spliced from 9 exons.